This is a messenger RNA of Sus scrofa (pig), 4856 nucleotides long. It is a transcript of the gene RTP1, whose product is annotated as receptor transporter protein 1. The record is from RefSeq and is a predicted model, not a curated record. Gene Ontology annotation, molecular function: olfactory receptor binding. Gene Ontology annotation, biological process: protein insertion into membrane; detection of chemical stimulus involved in sensory perception of bitter taste; protein targeting to membrane. Gene Ontology annotation, cellular component: cell surface. NCBI's taxonomy places the organism in Eukaryota, Metazoa, Chordata, Mammalia, Artiodactyla, Suidae.
UUAAAAAAUUAAAAGUAUGACUUAUAAAGGAAAAAUAAUUUCUUAAAAAAGAGCUGAAUAGGUACCAAUAGUAAAGGCUGUUUUUCCCUUGGAUAUUAUGUUCCUCUUCCAUAAUUAAGUUGAACAUCACCUUUUCUGUUCCUUCCAGGCUGAUGCAACGGCUCCCACCUUUGUGCACAGGUGGCUGCUCUUAUACAGGGCUGUCACAGCACAGAUCCUGCUGCCUUCUGCUUAUUGGAUACAAAUCUAGGUACAUAUCUGGCAUACAUAGAGCCUAGCACAUGGGUAUGCUUGAAACAAAUGAAUUAAUGAAUUAGUAUGGGCUUGAUAGCUUGGAUUUGGCUAUGAGCUCUGCCAUUUAUCAACUCGAUAAGUUCCAGUCUUCUGAUUGGUACAGUGGCAGUAACAAUUGUGGGUCAAAAGACCUUCAAUAGUAUUUGUAAAUGGUAAGGUGCUGGUAAGAAGACAGGUGAGGGUACAGAGAGAGGGUUUAUUAUUAUUGCUGCAUCUAUUAACAGAUCUACAUCUUCCCAUGCCUUAUUUCUCUUUGGUUCCCUAAGGUUUCAUGGUUACCAUAGCAGCCAGAUGCUGAUGAUUCCUCCAGGGGCAGCAGGGUAAAGCUGAGCCAGCCCCCAGGUCCUUGCCUCUGCAUGCCCUUGGCAGGCCAGAGUGAGAUGGUCUGAGGUUCAGCCUCCUUUCAGGUCCCCCACCCUGUCUUGGGUCACACAGAACCACAAACGCUGCCUCUGCAGCCUCAGCUUGGGGCCCUGAAAUACCCCUUCAGAGACUCCCUCUUUCCCAGCCUCUGUCUCUUGGCUCCCUGCCUGGUUGCUGUGGAAACAGGUUCCACUGCGGACAAAGGAGGGAGCUGGGUCCUGCUUUCUCCCAGUCCUGUCAAUGAGGAUUUUUAGACCGUGGAGACUGCGCUGCCCUGCCCUGCACUUGCCCUCACUUCCCGUGUUCUCACUCAAGUGGAGUUUGCCCUCCCUCACCACUGACGAGACCAUGUGUAAAAGUGUGACCACAGAGGAAUGGAAGAAAGUCUUCUAUGAGAAGAUGGAGGAGGCAAAGCCGGCUGACAGCUGGGACCUCAUCAUAGAUCCCAAUCUCAAGCACAAUGUGCUGGCCCCUGGCUGGAAGCAGUACCUAGAAUUGCAUGCCUCUGGCAGGUUCCAUUGCUCUUGGUGCUGGCACACCUGGCAGUCGCCCCACGUGGUCAUCCUCUUCCACAUGCACCUGGACCGCGCCCAGCGUGCAGGCUCGGUGCGCAUGCGCGUCUUCAAGCAGCUGUGCUACGAGUGUGGCACGUCGCGGCUGGACGAGUCGAGCAUGCUGGAGGAGAACAUCGAGAGCCUGGUGGACAAUCUCAUCACCAGCCUGCGCGAGCAGUGCUACGGGGAGCGCGGCGGCCAGUACCGCAUCCACGUGGCCAGCCGCCAAGACAACCGGCGGCACCGCGGCGAGUUCUGUGAGGCCUGCCAGGAGGGUAUCGUGCACUGGAAGCCCAGUGAGAAGCUGCUGGAGGAGGAGGCAACCACCUACACCUUCUCCCGGGCGCCUAGCCCCACCAAGCAGCAGGCUGAGGGGGGUUCUGGCUGCAAUUUCUGCUCCAUCCCCUGGUGCUUGUUUUGGGCCACGGUUCUGCUGCUGAUCAUUUACCUGCAGUUCUCUUUCCGCAGCUCCGUCUAAGAGUCUCUUGAUGGGCACAGGGGAACACUAGAGGUCCAAGGCCUGUGGGGCCUGCCAGCUGGUCGGAGGGGUGAAGAGAGGCCUGGAUUGGGGGUGGAGUUAAGUUCUGGCACUGAUGCCACCACUGACUCAGUGGGGGCCCUGGACAAAUCGCCCAACUUUUCCAUGUAUAAAAGUAAAGGUUUGGCUAGAUCAUUGGCUUUUCAAAGUGAGACUGAGGGCCCCAGUCUUUUGCAUGGGUACCUCAGGGACUUCAGGAUCUGGAAGGUAGACUGAUUGGAUUUCUCAUCCUGGUCAAAGUGCCCAUCCCCAGCUCCCACCUCCUCCUCUUGCUUUAGAACAGUUUCAUGUUAGAUGGAAAUUUAUUAUGAGUUUUGUAUGAAAAAAGAUUCAACUACUUUAAAAAAGUUUGAAAAUUACAGGACCAGAUGAUCUCAAAAGUCCUUCCCACCAUUAUGAACUCAUCCUUGCUUUCUUGUUAACCUCAGUCCCUAUGCUUCAUCAUUGCCCAUGUCUGGAGCUGCAGCCUUAAAUUAGCCUCUGCCUAGUGUAUGAGUCUCAUCCAUAGCUCUGGUUCCUCUUGAAGAGAGCGAGGGGGGAGGGGCACUAGGCUGUCCCUUUGUUCCUGGGUACCCAGGGUCCCUUGCUUCUGUUUUCUAUACUACAGGUUUCCAGCUUCCUUCCACUCAGGCUGGAUUCUGGGGCCUGAUCGGCUCAGAGAUGGUAGUGGGGUAGAGUCCCAUAGAGCUAGGCUUUCCACCCACUGCAUAGGAACCGUCAGAGAAUUUAGGAGUGGUUUAGAAGGUAGAGUGUUAGAAGCAAAGUACAAAAUCUCUAGGAAACAAAUCUAAUGACUCUCCAUUAUAAUGAGUCUUCAGAGUUCAGGGACCUAGUCUGACUGAUUCUUAGUGGUUCUGAUGGUCAGAAUACAGAAACAGGGGCCUGGCUUCCUGAACUAUUUGCUGAAACCCUAGUUGAGAGGCUUUCCCAUAUUGCCCAGACAUGAGCCCUCUCACCAAAGAUCAGCUGUCCACCUAGAAACACAGGGAUGGGAGUCAUGAGUAAGAAAGGGAGCAUUAAAGAUGUCACAAGUUUCAUCCAUAGAGAAGUGCAUAGAUAUGUGGUGGAAUCCUAAUUGCUUUCAAAUGGGAUGUAAUAUGGUUUGGAGAGGGAGAAGGCUUUCUGAUAAGAGGGGUGCAGAUAGGGUCUGGCGGAAGGCAGAAAGCAGGAAGUGGGAUGCCACCCUGCAUUUUGAGGGGUCCUCAUUCAUCUCACCUUUGUUAAUAACUUGACUCCUCCUCCUUCCUCCACCACCCCCCUUUCUAAUGCAAAGUCACUACGGUCUGUAGUGGCAGAGGGAGGAGGGCCACUUAUAUAAAGACAGGGUACUUUAAUAAAGAUGGUAUUUAUUCACUCAGGCUUAGUAGUCAUUAAUGUGUGCUUGGGUUUCUCCAGUGUCCCUGAACUGUCAUGGGCUGUUGGACACCCCCAUCCCCUCUUUUCCCUUUUUGAGGUCCCCAUGUAAAGCUUUAUCUAGCUCCAGCUUCACGGUGUGGACCAGUUGUGUACGUAGUCAGGAGGGAGGCAGGUAGCCCUUGGUUAGUCAUCCAAGAGACUCAACAUACAAUCAGCCUGACUCUUGCCCUUGCUCUGAUUCUAAUAACCGGCUGGUGACUUCCUUUGCUUCACAUAUGCAGUGUUCAUUCCUUUGUCCAGGAGGCAUAUCCCAAGUGCCCUCUGUCAGGCAAGUCCUGAAGUCGGUGCUGGGAACAGUGGGCACUAAGGGGGCAGAUCCUGUCUCUCAGAGACCUCUGCUUACCUCCAAAGUUCUCAGCCUUGGCCGUACUUCAGAAAUCCUGAGGAUCUUUGAAAGAAAUGCCAGUGCCCAGCCACUACCUCAGACCAAUAGAAUCAGACUUUCUGGGCAUGGAGCCUGAGCAUCUGAAUUAGAAUAAGACCCCCAGGCCAUGCACCUGAGCUGCCUGGUAUAAUGCCUCCUGAUUGAGGACUAGGCUUUCUUCUGAACAGAGGUUUAUAAAAAUUGGCCCUGAGACUUCCUAGAUGACCUGCCUUGGAUCCUCCAGAUGAGAGUGCAGCUUUCCUAGUCACUCUCCACUCCUAGCCCUGGGAACUUGACCUUCCCUCAAACCUCCCGCUUCUGCCUGUCCACCUGUUACAAUGGCUUUAUCCUGCUCUGAGAGUCUCCAUUUUUGAGCCCUGCCUCCCUUUGCCAGAUGCUUAUCCAAAUUGGUUGUAAUUACUUCUCUAUGGCUAUACUCCCUGCUAGGAUGUGAUCACAGUAGUGACUUCCCUGGAUCCCACUGCCAGGUAGUGGCAGAGCAAGGAGCCCAACACUCACCUAAUUUUGUCCAGAACUCUUUCCUAAAGCAUUAAGCCUCUUCCUGCUCUCUAAGAAGAUGGCUAUAAUCUACGAAUGCUUCCUAUCUCCCUUAAUGUCCGUUUUACUUGCUACAGAUGGGGAGGUUCUAGGCUUGCUCACAGCUUAGCCCUGGUCUUGGCAAAGACUCUCUGGGAAAGUUUUUCUUUGCUCACAUGGCCACAUGCCACAUGAUGAACUUGUUGGAUGUACCCUAGGUAUUAUAAAUAAACGCCUAUAGAACAUGCCAGGAUCCCAAGCCUGUCCCACUGGAGCUUCUGUGCAUUGGUCUUGGUGUUCAAGCCAGGAGGAGACCUAUAGGCACUGAACUGGGAUUCCAGAGGCUGCAGUCCUUAGUGUAGGGUCAGCAAGAAGUGAUGCCUUGAUCACUUCCCUCAAACUCAGCAGGACAGGGAUCCAGCCUAAUGGAAGAACUCUUCUGGGGACUCAGGAGUCCUGAGAACCCAGAUCACCAACCAAGGAUAAUUUUCAACAUAGUUAAGUCCACAGGCCAUCAGUGCUAUAAGACAGAUUAGAGAUGUCUUGACAGCGGGGCCCUUAUUUUAUGGAGAAGAAGCCUAGAGAAAGCCUGAAAGUUGAAAGCUGACCAGCACUAUGCAGCAUGGAAUAAGAUAAGUUCAUGAAAUCUGGGGUUAAAAAACACUUGAGCCCUGGUUCUGUUACUAGGCAAAUUAGUGAAGCUCCCUGAGCCUCAAUUUUCCUCCUUGUCGAAAUGGGACUAAUACUAUCUGCCAUGGAGGGUUAUUGUAAGGAAUAAAUAAUACAUUAC